AUGACGGAACCGGAUGAGUUGUACACGCUUCGAGCCCAGUAUUGGUUGGGCCACUAUGGUUUAGCCAUUGAAGAGGCCAAGUCUGUUGUGAGGCGCCCCAUGAGUCCUCAGCUCAAGCUGGAACGAGAGGAAUUCUUGUUGCGAGCACAGUUGGCAUUGGGACAGUACGAUAAAGUCAUUGCGGGGGCCGCGGAAGCUGGAUCGGAUCGACCAGCCAUGCAAGCUUUGGGCUUGGCAGCCCAGUACCACUCGGCUCCCAGUGCUUCCGCCAAGGAAUCCAUUGUGGAUCAGCUCAAGGUACUCUCUGGAUCCUCUGGCACUCCAGGUGUUCAGCUCGUGGCCGCUCAGGUAUUUUUGGAGGCUGGUUUGCAAAAGGAGGCACUCCAGUGUGUUCAUUUGGGAGCCACCAUGGAGCACAUUUCCAUUGCUCUGCAAGUCUUUCUACGCAUUGAUCGUUUGGAUUUGGCCCAACAACAACUGCUCAAACUGAAACAAAAGGACGAAGAUUCCAUUUUGACCCAAUUGGGUGGAAUCUACUGCAACUUGGCGGCCGGUGCCAGUGGUGCUGCCGAUGCCGCGCACACGACCAAUGCCCUCUUUGAACAAUACGGACCUUCUCCACUCCUGUUCAAUCUCAUGGCGUGUGCCCUCAUGCUCAAGGGAUCCUAUGUCGAAGCCGAACAACGACUUCAAGAGUGCAUGCAGGAAUUCCCCGACAAUAUCAUUCCCGAUACUCUCAUCAACAUGAUUGUCUGUUCCCAACAUCAGCAAAAGCCAACGGCUCAGUGGCUCACGCAAAUGAAAACCACCUAUCCCUUGCAUGCCUUUUGUGCUGGUGUCGAUCGAGUUCAGGCGGCAUUUGAUCGUGAAGUGGGUAAAUACAAAAUUUAA
This is a messenger RNA of Seminavis robusta, 891 nucleotides long. The record is from the annotation of a GenBank genome assembly. NCBI's taxonomy places the organism in Eukaryota, Bacillariophyta, Bacillariophyceae, Naviculales, Naviculaceae.